AUGACCGGGCCUUUAUCAGUAAUUACUGUAGCGUCCUACGCGUUCCUGCUUCAUUGCAUACCCAACAUGUCCGAGAAACGCCGUACAAUUAUCUUUAGCAAUGUAGAAGCGAUGUGCGCGUCAGCCACCGCGGCUCUGCUGUUGGGCGCACUUGCUGUCCUGCCGAGUCGAGGGACCGAGGCCGACGCUACAUUAACAAUUUUGAAGGAAACACGCGAAGCAGGCUCGCAACCAACAAUAAACCAACUUUAUCAAAUGCUCUACCGUAGCCCGGACUCGCAUAAUCAAACUAAACUCCUUGCAAACUCAAACUUUUCUAAUCUCGACAUAAUACCAACUCUUAAACCCCAUAAUCAACUUGAAUAUUCUCCACCGAGCGAUAAACAGGUUAAAUGCUGCUUUAACGAUUCUUUCCCCUCACAAUUUACCGCAAACAAACAUACGGAAGGAGUAUAUGAGGUUAAUAUCACUAAAGACCAUAAGAAAUUUAGGAAAAGAAGAGUUCUGAAUAUAACAAGAACAGAAGAAUUUAUUGGUUACGGAUAUUACGCAGAAGCUACAGCUGUACCAAUGAUAAACACUCCACCAGUGAUUGAAAGACGGCGUAAAAUAGGAGAAGUUGGGUCCAACGCGCCAUUACUUAAUUAUAUAUUCGAUACUUAUUCAAAUACACAUCAACACCGAAAUGAAAAGCCGGGCAACGGAAACAGUAUCUACGCGGCGGCCGCACCAGAAAUGGAGGCGCUAGUGGGCUCCACCGCGCACCUCGACUGCAAAGUGGAUGCGCUACACGAUAAGCUGGUAUCGUGGGUGCGUCGAAAAAAUGAUGAAGAGCCAAUGGAGCUCCUCACAACGGGUACACAACUGUACACUGCUGACAAAAGAUAUUCCGCCCGCUUUAUCCCUCCUGACAUCUGGCGUCUGGAAGUACGAGAAGUUCGUCCAACUGACGCCGCUCAUUACGACUGUCAAUUAUCUGCCCACCCGCCUCGCACUGCGCGUGUCACAUUAUUAGUGCCGGUGGUGUCAGUUCGCAUCGUGGAUGGGGCUGGUGCGUCAGUGACAGAGCAGGUGUGUGAGCUGGGCAGCACGGUGGCUCUGCGGUGCGAGGUCCGUGGCUUGCGCAUGGAGGGUGGACCCUCACUGCUCUGGUACCGCAGAGAAUAUCUGCUCAAUGACGACACCACUAGGGGUGGCAUCAGUGUUCGCACGGAGUUCGGUGCUAAUGGUGCGAAUUCUGUGCUUCGUGUGGCCCGAGUGCGAGCGGACGACGCCGGUCGCUACUCGUGUAGUGUCGCGCGCGCACCUCCACCAGCACCCCCGCCCGCCACUGUCAUGUUACAUGUCAUCAAAGGUGAUAAUGUAGUAGUUAAUUUCCUGUUGGUUUCUGAGACCGAAACCUCUGUCUGUCUCUGA
Messenger RNA from Papilio xuthus (Asian swallowtail), 1416 nucleotides. RefSeq lists its product as uncharacterized. Gene Ontology annotation, biological process: synapse organization. Gene Ontology annotation, cellular component: neuron projection membrane. The record is from RefSeq and is a predicted model, not a curated record. Lineage: Eukaryota; Metazoa; Arthropoda; Insecta; Lepidoptera; Papilionidae. The transcript has 8 exons. Bases 1 to 1416 code for a protein of 471 amino acids.